AUGAAGAAGGUCCUCGCCGCGAUAGGCAUGGCCCCCGGGGCGGACGGCAAAGGCCCGAAGAAGACGAUACGCGCGAACCUCGGGGACGACAACUCGUUCUACUACGACGAGACCCUCAAGACGUGGGUCGAUCGAAACGGGUCGUCCGACGCCAUCGCGAGCGACGCCGCCGCGCGCGGGCCUCCGCCGACGUCCAUGCCGCCGUCGAGCCUCGGCCCCGGCCCCGGCCCCGACGCGGGCGGUGGCGUCAGCGGCGGCGCGCCGCCGCCGGGCGCGGGGCACCAGAGGACCGCGAGCGAGGUGAGCGCGAGCGGCAGCGCCGACGGGACCGGGCGUCUCAGCCGCACCGCCUCGCUGUCGCACGUCAGGAGUCGGUACGUGGACACGUUCAAUCCGGCGGGCGGCGGCGGCGGCGGCGGCGGCGGCGCGGACUCGAACGACGGCGGAGACGGCGGCGGCGGCGGCGGCGGCGGCGUGAGCUCGCUGCUCGCGCCCGUGCUCCCCGGGAACGUCCCGGGCGGCGGCGGGGGCGGGUUCCUCCCGCGGCCCCCGGGGGCUGCGGGGGCGGCGCGAACGGCGGCGCCAAAGUUUUUCACCCCCGCGGCGCGACAGCAGCCGACGCACGCGGACAGCAGCGGCGGCGAGACGGACGGGGACGACGGCGCGCCGGGUUUGCUGGGCGGAGACGGCGGCGGGGGGUUGUUAUCCGGCGAGAGCGCGACCGCGGGCGCGUCGCCGAAGGGGUCGCGCUCUCGCCGGCGGGGCUCGCGACUCGGCGGCGACGCCGCGACGGCGACGGCGACGGCGAGCGCGACCGGAGGCGACGGCGAUUCCGAUUCGCUGAUGACGCGCCGCCCAGGGCGCGUGAGCACGACCGCCGCGGCGAGCGACGGCGGCGGCGGCGGCGGCGACGCGUCGUCGAACCCGAGCUCGGCGGCGCCGACGCCGGGGAGCGCGGACGGCGGCGGCGGCGGCGGCGGCGGCGCGUUGGCGGACUGGGCGCGCGUCGCGGGGCAAGCCUCCGAGGCGGCGUCGCCGCACGCCGACGCGGCGGCGGCGACGGAGCUCCCGGACGUCCCGGACGCGGCGCACGGGGGUGUCGGGGGCGGGGGCGGAGCUGGUCAGGUCGACGCGGGCGCGGCGGCGGCGACGGCGACGGCGACGGCGACGGCGGAGGGCGACCCCGGCGGCGAGUGGAGACAAAACGACGCCGGCGCGUGGCUGUGGUACCCGUCCGACGGCGGCGAGCCGAUACCGUACGACGGCGGCGGCGGCGGCGGGACCGAAGGCGGCGGCACCGUCGCGGGGAUCGACGCCGAGCGCGAGGAGCAGUGGAACGCCGCGCUGCGCGCCGCGAACGAGGCGACGACGGCGGCGGAGAGCGCGGCGGCGGAGGCGAGAGAGGAGCGCGCGCGCCUCGCGGAAGAGGCGGAAGCGCUGCGAUUGGACGCCGCGCGCGUCGCGGAGGCGCACGCCGCGGAGAUCGCCGCGCUCAUGGAACGCCUGAACGCCGCGGAGACGGCGGCGAAGGAGGCUAAGGCGACCGCGGACGCGGAGAUCGCGGCGGCGAGGGCGAAGGCGAUCGCCGCGUCUGGCGACGACGGCAUGCCCGGCGGCGACGCCGGCGACGCCGCCGGGGACUCCGUGCAAGCCGCGCGCGCGGCGGGAUACCGCGCUGGGCACGCGGACGGGCACCGCGAAGGCCACGGCGACGGGUACAGGGAAGGCCACGCCGCCGCCACCGCGGACGGCGAGGACGACAUGGCGGAUCUCCUCGUGUGCUUGGGCCAGGAGGAUCGCAAGAUCGAGCGCCUGAAACAGCUUCUCGAGGAGAAGGGCGUGGACGCGGACGCGGUCAUGGACGAGCUCGCCGCGGAGGAGGAAGCGCAGCUCGCCGAGCUCGUCAAGGGCGACGGCGGCGAGCGCGACGGCGAGCGCGACGACGACGACGACGACGACGCGGGCGCGGAGGAAUCGUCCUUCGCGUCGUCCGUGCACUUCAUGGCGGACGCGUCCGCGGCGCCCGGCGGCCACGGCCUCGGCGGCGGCCACGGCGGCGGGAGCGUGCCCGUCGGCGGUCACCACCACGGCCAGAUGCCCCCGGAGUCCCCCGACGCGCGGAUGCUCCAGGACAUCUCGUUGCCCUCGAUCCCGCCGUCGCCGGCGAUGACGGCGGCCGGGGUCGCCGUCGCGUCCGCCGUCCCCGCGCGUUUGCAGCGCCGCGCCGCGCACCAGGCAGCCGCGGACGGCGGCGCGAUGGACGACGAGUGGAACAUGUCCGGGGAGAUCGCGCGCGACGGCGAGGCGGAUCAGGGGAUAUCCCCCGCGGAUUGGGACCUCACGUCGCCGCCGCCGGCGCCGAGGACGUCGACGAACGACGACGACGACGCGGCGCCCGCGCCCGCGCCCGCGCCCGCUCCGGAGAUGGAGGCGCCGUCCUCUCCCGAGCCCGAGGCCGCCGCCGGGUUGUCCGCCUCUGCCGCGCCGUUUAGCUCCCCGAUCGGGGCGGGACCGGGCGGGACCGGGAAGGACGACGACGUCGCGUUCUUCGAUACCCUGAACAGCGGCGCGGCGGCUCAGGCGGCUCAGGCGGCGGUUCCCGUCGCGCCUCCGCAACCGACGCAGCAGUGGAACGAGGUCGCGCUCGACGGAAACGCGCCCGCGCCCGCGACGACGCUCCAAGGGGGCUGGCAGCAGCAGGACGCGUACGCCGCGUUCGUGCCGCAGCCCGCGACGGCGACGGCGACGGCGCAGCAGUGGCCGGCGCAGACGCAACCGCAACAGGCUGGGUACGGGUACGGAUACGACGCGUCGCAGCAGCAGUCGCAGCAGUACGGCCAGUACGCGUACGAUCCGUCGCAGCAACAGCAGCCGCACGGAGGUCAGUACGCGCAGCCGCCGCCGCAGCAUCAGCAGCAGUGGAACGGCGCGUUAGAGGACUCCGCGGCGCAGUGGGGGUACGGAAACUCAGGAGCGUGGACCCCGGGGGCGAACCAAGGGAAGUAUUGA
This is a messenger RNA of Micromonas pusilla CCMP1545, 3009 nucleotides long. RefSeq lists its product as uncharacterized. The transcript has 2 exons. Gene Ontology annotation, cellular component: endoplasmic reticulum exit site; ER to Golgi transport vesicle membrane. The record is from RefSeq and is a predicted model, not a curated record. Gene Ontology annotation, biological process: Golgi organization; autophagy; COPII vesicle coat assembly. Bases 1 to 3009 code for a protein of 1002 amino acids. Lineage: Eukaryota; Viridiplantae; Chlorophyta; Mamiellophyceae; Mamiellales; Mamiellaceae.